AUGGUUUCUACUAAUGAUAAAGGUGGUUCGUCUAGUAUGAAAACAGUUGGUAAACAUGGUGUGACUCGGUUGCAAAAAAUCCACAAAGCCAAAAGCAAUGGAAAGAGGAUUGAGGUUCAAUGGAACGCAAGAGGUCAACCAAUCAAGCAUAAUAGCAAGAGUUCAACUAGUUAUAUUGGUCUCACGGUUCAUCGGUUAGUUCCAAUUAGUUUGGACAAUUGGAGCGCGAAAAAAAAUAAAGAGGUUGUAGGGGUUUAUAAACAAAACAUUUGGGAUGAAAUUGAAAAAGCUUUUGUAAUUGGCGAAGAACAUCGUGCAUUUAUAUAUAAAGAAGAUGGAAAGUUGCACAAGGCAUUCAGGACAAAAAUGGCAAUGUUCUAUCUAAGAGAUAGUAAGGGUGGUUUUGUUAAACAUCGACAGGCAAAAUUUUCUUACUGUAUAAAACAAGAGGAUUGGGAUAAAUUUGUAGCUCAGCGUCUGACUGAAAAGUUUCAGAAAGUUAGUAGUGAAAAUCGAGAAAGAGCGUUAAAUCCUCAACAUCCCUAUAGAAAGUCACGUUUAGGGUGUGCUCGUCUUGAAGCUGAAUGGUAG
Molecule: messenger RNA, 591 nt
Organism: Lathyrus sativus (Indian pea)
Lineage: Eukaryota; Viridiplantae; Streptophyta; Magnoliopsida; Fabales; Fabaceae
Source: the annotation of a GenBank genome assembly